AUGUCUGCGUUCCCGCCACGCGUGCCCGCUCCCCACAAGGUGCCCGUUCCUGUAAAGACAUUUUCAGGCGACGUCGCGAGUUUCAACAUGACCGUCGGCAAAAAGACGGAGGUACCCGUCGAGAACAUUAACUACGCCCGACCCGCCUCGUGGCCGACCCUGGCAGCAACUGCCGCGGAGAAGGCGAUGGAGGAGGCAAGGAUCGCACACCUCGAGGUUUCCAAACGCCCCCAAAACACGAUGGUCUCACGCACAGCCCCUUUCCAGACCACGAUACCGUUCAACCGCGAGGAUGUCACCAUCGAGACCAUUCUGAACGUCGUCAAGGACAACAAACUGUCCUACUACCUAUUUCAUCCCGAAAUAAGCGGCUGCCUCUGGUGGCAGCUUACUCUUGUAGAGAAGCUAGAGGCGAUGGGUCUCCUGGAGAAAGGUUCAAGAGAUAUGGUCGUCGACAAAAUAUCAAAGCAGCAUGCUUCCGGGGGUCCGCUGGCGGACGUCCUGGUCAGUCGGGCAAAGUCGAAAAAAAAACCCUUUGAACCCGUCGAAGGGGUGUUCUACAAACUGACCUGA
Molecule: messenger RNA, 573 nt
Organism: Peniophora sp. CBMAI 1063
Lineage: Eukaryota; Fungi; Basidiomycota; Agaricomycetes; Russulales; Peniophoraceae
Source: the annotation of a GenBank genome assembly